Parastagonospora nodorum SN15 is the source of this 333-nucleotide messenger RNA. RefSeq lists its product as hypothetical. Lineage: Eukaryota; Fungi; Ascomycota; Dothideomycetes; Pleosporales; Phaeosphaeriaceae. The record is from RefSeq and is a predicted model, not a curated record. The transcript is spliced from 2 exons. Bases 1 to 333 code for a protein of 110 amino acids.
AUGAUGCUCGCCGUCGGGCAGGGCGUUGCCUGUGCGGCCUCCCGAUCAAGUUUUGGCAGCGGAUAUGCAUGGUCGUCUGUGAGCUCCGGGCUCAGCUGCCAUGGUCCAAAGCGGCAGUCAGUAGUAGUCAACCAUCGUCGACGGAGUGCUUCUGCCAUUUCCACCAGAGAGUCUGAUCAGGCGCCGGUUCUGCUGUUAUUUCCGCGCGCGCAUGGCCCAGAUGGGCGCUCGCACGACUAUGGCAGCCAUGAGGGCAUCGCAAUCUUCUCCUGCGCAAGCAUCCGCCUAUCCACGCGUGCGCAACGCGACCGCCGUGGCCGACAGUCAGCUUAG